UCUGUCGAGAUUUUGAGAAAAAAAAACAAGGGGUUAUCAUUACUGUAUUUUAAUUUCAAACGAUAUGAAUGACGUAUAGUUGAAAAAAAAUGUUUAGGGGAAUCAUCGGCCUUAAACUUUUCUUUAUUUAUUUCAUUGCCAUAAAUUUCUAUGGUGUAAAUGCAUACUAAGCACUUCUUAUCUGUGACUGCUUACUAAGCUUAAAAUUAAGAGUUUAUUAAGUUAACACCAUAACAAGUUCAAUGAGCAUUCGAAAAGUUCCGGGUAUAAACUAUAGGACUUAAAACAGGUAUAUAAUUGGCAAUAAGGGAAUGUCAAUUUAAGAGCUUAAUAAGGGGUUUAAGUUCUGCUGCAAAAUGGAAGACUAUAUUAUGAGUGUUUCGGAAGAUUUUCAUUUAGACCACAGUCACAAAUGGGACGCCGUUAAGAAACUUGUUAUGAAAAUUGAGGAAGAAGCCGGGGAUCAGGAAAAAUUUGACCCAGGUGUUCGGCUUCUUCCAAGAAGUGAUGUUACACUCUAUGGUAUUAUUCCUAAACUGGAAAAGCAGAUAUUAUAUCGAUGCAAAGUCUGUAAAAUUGUAUUUAACCCCCGUGAUAUUUUAUCUCAUAAGAAUUGUUUGGCGCCGCCCCACAUAGCACAACAACCUCUUUCUAAAAAGAAAGUGAUAAGUAAGGGAAAAAAGAAAAAGACACAAUCCAGAGUCACCCCAUCUCCUCCACCUCUAUCAAAGAAAGCCCAAACUCCCCCAAUAGCUUCAACUUCAAUAUUAACUUCAAAUACUCUGCCUGAACUAAAAGUUUCAGUUUCAAAAGUAAUUCUGCCAAAAAUCCCCAAAAGUUCCAGUGUUAGUUCAUGUAUAACAAGUUCAACUGCAUCUUCUAGCAAACCAGAAAUUCGAGUUACAAGCACAUUAUCAAAAGUAACAUCAGUACACAGCCCAAGGUCUAAUAGCACCAAUUCUCACAUUUCUAAAAGUCCCGCAAAAUCACCGUUAGUUACACCAAUGGAUACUCUUCCGGUUCCGUCACCAUUGUCGACUGAUGGUAGUUCUACCAGCACGGCUGGAACUAGUGCUGCAUGCAGUUCAGGUAGCAAUAGAUACAACAAAAAAUCAAAAAGGAGCAGCAAUAUUUCCAUUUCAAACAAAGUUGUGACCAAGGACUACGAUCCAGAUGUGCAUUGUGGAGUAACAGAAGGAAAUAGAGGACCUUGUACUAGAUCAAUCACUUGCUCGAAUCAUAGGAUACAGUUAAGAAAAUUGGUUCCUGGGAGAAGUAAAGACAUUCAUCAGCUAAUAGCCGAACGAAAAGCAGCAAAGGAAAAAGACUUGAAGGCUACAUCUUCUUCUUGUUCCUAUACGUCCCCAAAUGGAGAAGAAAAAGAAAUGUUUUGCCAAAAUACUUCUUACGUACCUAUUGUGGCCAAAAUUGUCACCACCGUUGAGUCCCCUUCAACGGUCACCACGUCGUUUGUACCUAUUAUGCCUAAGGUAUCUUCUAACCCAAGACAGAUUACUACCUCAACUAUUUCUUCAAAGAAACUAAAUGUGAUUGUAAGUGAAACUGAAUCCUCUAGAAAACUAACAAAUGGCUAUAUAAGUGAACCAAAUAAUUUUGAGACUGCUUCCCAAGAUGGUGUGGGAACGGUUCCCAUAGUUUAUAUGCCCAUGAGUCCUAUUUCAGUUGUCAGUCCUGUCCAGUUUGUAAAAAUCGGUAACAAUAUGAUUUGUCUGGAGUCUCCACAGUCCGCGAUGAGUCCGCCGAUACAAAACAAAUCGGUAUUUCUACCUUUAUCGAGUAAUACUAGUAAUUCCAAUAUGAAAUUGUAUAAAUCUCAUCCAAAACCGAUGGUACUGCCGACGUUUGGGGCUCGUAACGUGGGCGGAGCGAUCUUGUUAGCGAAUCCACGCAUAGAAAGCCAGAGAAAGGAAUUGUUGACUGCCAUCGAAACUUACCAUGAGACUGUUAAUAAUCACAGAGUGGUAUCUUUACCCAAUCAUAGCACUCCCCAUCGUCCCAAUAUUUUGAAAGUAAAGAGUAGUGCUAGAGCAAACAAUAAAAGACCGGCUAAUGAUAAGCUGGUCACUAGUGAUAACAAAAGGCUAGUGCCUGACGUGAAUGGUUUCAUAUUACACGCUGAUGUCAGCGAAUUGGCUGAUGCUCCUAAGUCGAGUAACUGUAUUCAGGAAAAAAUCGCCCUCCUCAAUAUGAAAUGAUCUUCAAUGAAUUUAGUUUUAAAUUUAAAUUUAAUUUAUCUGUAUUACUGUGGGGUUGUACAUACAUCCUCGUAUUUUAAAUAACCAAAAUCGCCCUUCCUAGUUCAUAAGAUAUAUACCUCUCUGUGUUAUGUACGUUUAUUUAUUUAUUAUUUUUAUUUGUUAUUAUCAAACAGCUUAUUUUUGAAAUUUGUUUUAAUUCUUAAGUGAUAGCUGUUAAAUUAAGCUUUAAAAUAAAUAUUGACAAGACUACGUUCAA
Messenger RNA from Cylas formicarius (sweet potato weevil), 2475 nucleotides. RefSeq names its product ataxin-7-like protein 1. NCBI's taxonomy places the organism in Eukaryota, Metazoa, Arthropoda, Insecta, Coleoptera, Brentidae. The coding region runs from base 357 to 2216 and encodes 619 amino acids. The transcript has 7 exons. The record is from RefSeq and is a predicted model, not a curated record.